AUGCAGUUCAGUACCGCUGUUAACGACCUCUUGAAGUAUGACCGGGAUCACAUAUGGCACCCGUACACAUCUAUGAGCAAUCCAAUGAUGGUUUAUCCCGUCAAGGAAGCCAGAGGCUGCGAGAUGAUAUUGGCUUCUGAGGAACCCAAAGAUUACAGAAUGAUUGAUGCUAUGUCAUCAUGGUGGUGUGCAAUUCAUGGCUAUAAUAAUCAAGAGAUCAAUGAUGCGCUAGUGUCACAAAUCAGUAAAGUGUCCCACGUUAUGUUCGGCGGGUUGACGCAUGAACCUGCUGUCUCACUCGUUGGGAAGCUUUUAACAUUGCUAGAUCACAGUGAGUUGCAACAUUGCUUCCUGGCGGAUUCGGGCUCAGUCGCUAUGGAGAUUGCCCUGAAGAUGGCUCUCCAAUACCAAUGGAGCUUGACUCCUGCUAGUGACUCGGAAUUCAAGAAAACCAAAUUUUUGACUAUUUCAAGAGGCUAUCAUGGCGACACUAUUGGUGCAAUGAGUGUUUGUGAUCCAAAGAGUUCUAUGCAUUCCAUUUAUGCUGGUUACGUGGCUGAGAAUAUCUUCGUUACGGGCCCCCCUACAGUGCCAACGCUACCUACAUCAAAUAUCUACCUCGAAAAUAAGGAGCUCUUUAACGAAGCGGUCACAUUUGAUCCAGAGUGUUUAGAAGUAUUCCGUUCCAAGCUCGAGCACGAAAUUGAAGAAAUUUGCGCUGUCGUGCUUGAGCCAAUUUUGCAAGGUGCGGGUGGAAUGAGACUUUACCACCCGCAGUUUUUAAUUGAGGUUAGGAAGCUAUGUGAUCAAUACGAUGUUCCGCUUAUUAUGGAUGAGAUUGCAACGGGAUUCGGUCGCACAGGUGCUAUGUUUGCCUUUCACCACUGUAGAGCUUAUCAAGAUGAUAUGAACAUUCCAAAGGACUCUCAGGUUGAUGUUUAUCCAGAUAUAAUUUGCGUCGGGAAGGCCUUGACCGGUGGAUACAUGACAUUAAGUGCCGUCGUUACAACUCCCAAAAUCGCUAUGACCAUUUCUAAUCCUGAACUUCAAACGGGCGGGUGCCUCAUGCAUGGACCGACAUUCAUGGGUAAUCCUCUCGCGUGUGCUGCCGCCAAUAAGUCUUUAGAUAUACUUUUACGAGGUGAUUGGACAACGCAGGUGCAACGCAUCGAGAGGCAGCUAUUCGAUGGAUUGUACAAGGAUGUUUUGUCAGACAGCAAGAUUAGUUCGGUGAUAUCUGAUAUUAGAAUCACUGGAGCUGUUGCCGUGUUGGAAUUGAAACAAUCAGUUGACUCCUUGUGGUUCCACCACAAAUUUGUGUCCAAAGGAGUGUAUGUUAGACCUUUCAGAAAUUUAUGUUACAUCAUGCCUCCAUAUAUUAUCUCUCCUGAACAGCUUGACAAAGUGACCAGGGUAAUUAGAGAGGUCCUUAGAGAGUGGGCCGAUAAAGUUUUAGCAUAG
This is a messenger RNA of Torulaspora delbrueckii, 1461 nucleotides long. It is a transcript of the gene BIO3, whose product is annotated as adenosylmethionine-8-amino-7-oxononanoate transaminase. The coding region runs from base 1 to 1461 and encodes 486 amino acids. NCBI's taxonomy places the organism in Eukaryota, Fungi, Ascomycota, Saccharomycetes, Saccharomycetales, Saccharomycetaceae. Gene Ontology annotation, cellular component: mitochondrion. Gene Ontology annotation, molecular function: S-adenosyl-L-methionine:8-amino-7-oxononanoate transaminase activity; dethiobiotin synthase activity; pyridoxal phosphate binding. Gene Ontology annotation, biological process: biotin biosynthetic process. The transcript has a single exon. The record is from RefSeq and is a predicted model, not a curated record.